AAAAAGGUCUAUUUCUCACCUCAUUUUCUCUGCCUCUCCUUUCAGGUCUGGUGCAACAAUUCCCAGCUGCCCGUGGACCACAUCCUGGCCGGCUCUUUUGAGACCGCCAUGAGGCUCCUCCAUGACCAGGUGGGAGUGGUCACCUUCUCCCCCUACAAGCAGCUCUUCCUGCAGACCUACGCCCGGGGACGAACCACCUACCAGGCUUUGCCCAGCCUGCCCUCGAUGUAUGGGUACCCUCAUCGCAACUGGAAGGACGCCGGGGUGAAAAACGCCGUCCCAGCUGUGGGCCUGAAGCUGAACGACCUCAUCCAGCGCCUGCAGCUCUGCUACCAGCUGACCACGGCCGGCAAGUUUGAGGAGGCCGUGGAGAAAUUCCGCUCCGUCCUGCUCAGCGUCCCGCUGGUGGUGGUGGACAACAAGCAGGAGAUUGCCGAGGCCCAGCAGCUGAUCGCCAUUUGCCGUGAGUACAUUGUGGGGCUGUCCAUGGAGCUGGAGAGAAAGAAGCUGCCCAAGGAUACCCUUGAGGAACAGAAGCGCAUUUGUGAGAUGGCCGCCUACUUCACCCACGCCAACCUGCAGCCUGUCCACAUGAUCUUGGUCCUUCGAACGGCCCUCAACCUCUUCUUCAAGCUCAAGAACUUCAAGGCGGCCGCCACCUUCGCUCGCCGACUCUUGGAGCUUGGCCCCAAGACCGAAGUGGCUCAGCAAACCCGGAAGAUCCUGUCUGCCUGCGAGAAGAACCCCAUCGACACUCACCAGCUCAACUACGACAUGCACAAUCCCUUCGACAUCUGCGCUGCCUCCUUCCGGCCCAUCUACCGGGGCAAACCCGUGGAGAAGUGCCCGCUCAGCGGAGCCUGCUAUUCGCCCGAGUUCCGCGGCCAGAUCUGCAGGGUCACCACUGUGAGUUGUUUUGCUUUUUUCUAUCCCCUCUUUGGACAUCAUCUCUCAGGGCGUGGGGCUUCUCAGCCAUGGUGAUUUCAACUCCCAGAA
Molecule: messenger RNA, 996 nt
Organism: Notechis scutatus (mainland tiger snake)
Lineage: Eukaryota; Metazoa; Chordata; Lepidosauria; Squamata; Elapidae
Source: RefSeq, a predicted model, not a curated record